Messenger RNA from Harpegnathos saltator (Jerdon's jumping ant), 1610 nucleotides. RefSeq lists its product as uncharacterized. The coding region runs from base 843 to 1577 and encodes 244 amino acids. Lineage: Eukaryota; Metazoa; Arthropoda; Insecta; Hymenoptera; Formicidae. The transcript has 5 exons. The record is from RefSeq and is a predicted model, not a curated record.
AAAUACGCGAGGCGGGCCUACGAGCAGCGAAAUAUAAAGAGAAGUCUAUAGCGCGAGAUUCCCGCGGCCGGCGGAGUUAGCUAUAUGUAUCGCUCGGCGAAGACAGAGACAACAGACAUCGUCUGCUCUUGUCUAAAGCCCGACACCGGCUGAAGCACCGAACGCUCACGGACACGGAGUCGCUCGUUGUGUACGCUACCCCUCACGCGCUGUGCUGUGCUACCGGAGUGCUUUUCUGGCAUCACUGGUAUAGACUAUGUUUCAAAAUUACUAAUAAUGGAGUAUUAUAAUGAUUAAGGGCGGAAUUACGAUGAACUUUACGUAACGGGACAUGAAGUGGCGUGACGUGAAUUUGACGUUUGAGGUUAUAUUUGACAUUACGAUCACCGUAACGUGCCGUAAUAAUGAAUUCUGCUGUGAGGCAUUAUCAAUUUGUAAAUUUAAUUUUGGCCGGGUAUUUGUAUCUUCAAUUGCGGAAGAGGAAACUAAUAUGAACCAUUGGUGUGAGAGAUAUUUUUCGAAGAAGAAUUCAGUUUGGUGACGGGCAUAACCUAGUGGAAGAACUCCGUUUUUGUAAUCCACACUUUUUUUUUAUUUACACGAGGAUGAAUGUCGAAAGAAGUGCAAAAGAUUUGAAUACUUGUUGAGCUUGGUUGGUCCACUUUUAAAGAAACGAGAAAUAUAUACUGCUCUUUCACUCACUCAAAGGCUUGCUAUGACCAUGAAGUUCUUGGCAGCAGGAGACAGCCAGAAUUCUUUGAGUUUUUCUUAUAGAUGUGGCCAGAGCACUAUCUCUGAGAUAUUGGCCGCAACCGUUCGAACUUAUUUGUGUAUUAAAAAAUAUGUUUGUGAAGCCUGCUUUAAAUGAUGCAGAGUGGCUUGAGUUAUCUGCUGAAUUUUGGAAAGAAUGGCAGUUUCCUUAUUGCGUGGGAGCUAUCGAUGGGAAGCACGUUCAAAUACAAGCCCCACAAGCUUCUCAAAUUUAUUUUAAUUACAAGAAGACGUUUAACAUGGUUCUACUAGCAGUUUGUGAUGCACACUACAAUUUCAUUAUGCUGAAUGUAGGAGCAGAAGGCUCACAAAGUGAUGGCGGAAUUUUUCAAUCGUCUGAAAUGGGUCGGCGAUUAAGUGACGGAUCCCUUAACCUAACCAAAUUCACGUUAUUAGCUGCUCGUUGGAGAAUUUUUCGUCGCCCUAUUAUUGCCAAAGAAGACAAUGUGGAAAGCAUCAUUGAAUGUGCCGUUUGCCUCCACAAUUUCAUCCGCAAGACAGGUGAUACAAAACUCAACUUGCAGUAUUGCCCCCCUUCUUUUGUGGAGCAUGAAUUGCCAACUGGCGAACUAGUAGAGGAAGCAUGGCAUGACAUUGUUGCUGGAGAAAAUGGAGCUAUCAUUAAUCCACGGAUCCAUGGUCCACGGAUGGCACGGGGUGCAAGAAAUGCUGCUCUUAGUGUCAUACAACAGAGAAAUGUACUGAAGGAAUUCGUGGACGCACCUGGGGCUAUGCGCCAUCAAGAUAUUAUUGUAAGGAUCCGGCAAGGAAUUAUCCCCCCUCAGGAUGUACAUUUACUGUCAUGAUAGUUUUGAAAUCAAAUAAAUCGAGAUAUAAAA